Paralichthys olivaceus (Japanese flounder) is the source of this 2097-nucleotide messenger RNA. It is a transcript of the gene barx2, whose product is annotated as BARX homeobox 2. Gene Ontology annotation, biological process: regulation of DNA-templated transcription. NCBI's taxonomy places the organism in Eukaryota, Metazoa, Chordata, Actinopteri, Pleuronectiformes, Paralichthyidae. The record is from RefSeq and is a predicted model, not a curated record. Gene Ontology annotation, molecular function: DNA binding; DNA-binding transcription factor activity, RNA polymerase II-specific.
CACUUCAGGGAGAGCUGCACUGCUUCUUACACAUGAAACCAUGACUCCUUUAAGCGCCUGAACCUCCAGCACCGACUCUCAACGUGCACUUAAGAUAGACCGACAGAUAUCACCGAACUACACAGACGCGCUGUGCAGGGAAGGGACCGGCGCUGCGCACAGGGGCAGAUCAUGCACUGUCAAGCCGAGCUGAGGCUCUCCUCCCCCGGGCAGCUGAAGGCUGCCAGGCGGCGCUACAAGACGUUCAUGAUUGACGAAAUCCUCUCCAAGGAGACUUGUGAUUAUUUUGAGAAACUCUCUCUUUACUCGGUGUGUCCGUCUCUCAUUGUCCGGCCCAAGCCCCUCCACUCAUGCUCGGGCUCCUCAUCACUUCGGGCCUACCCGCUCCUCUCGGUGAUCACGCGGCAGCCUCCCAACGUGCCCCCGCACCUCCCCCAGCCACAGUCUCCAGGCGGGGUCCCCUCGCACCUGUCCCUGCUCUCCCCGCAGCAUCCACGGGGGUCUGAGCCGUCGCCCAGCCAGACGCCCCUCAGCAUCAGCAGCGAGUCGGAGACAGAGCGCAGCACGCCCCGCCUGAAGAAGCCGCGCCGCAGCCGCACCAUCUUCACCGAGCUCCAGCUGAUGGGCCUUGAGAAGAAGUUCCAGAAACAGAAGUACCUCUCCACGCCAGACAGGUUAGACCUGGCCCAGUCACUUGGUCUCACACAGCUCCAGGUGAAAACAUGGUACCAAAACAGACGUAUGAAGUGGAAGAAAAUGGUGCUCAAAGGAGGUCACGAGGCCCCUACUAAGCCCAAGGGAAGACCCAAGAAGAACUCCAUUCCCACAACGGAGGAGAUAGAGGCUGAGGAGCGAAGGAUGAAGAUGGAGAAGGAGGAUGAGGAGAGGAUGAGGCAGGAUGACGGCGAGGUGGCGUUGGCUUGCGGAUCGGAGGCGUCUCAGCUGGAACCUCAAGAUCUCAGUUCAGACACUCACAGUGCGGCCAGAGUGAUGGAGGAAUCUGAGCGAGAGGUGCCGCUCCUCAUGCAAUCAGAGACUCAUGCAGACAGCUAAGCAAGAACAAAGCAACCAAAGACUAACGACAACCUGAAAACAAAUAGUGCCUCAGGAUCACUGUAAAAAAAAAGAAAAGAAAAUAAGAAAUACACAGCCUGUGUGGUGUUUAGAGCCAUUUGCUUUAGGGAUUUGACUGGAGACAUAUCAGUGUCCAAUCUUUACCUAAUGUCGUCUUUUUUAUUUUUUGUGUGUACUGGAAAAUGUACCAUACAAAGAGCUAACCUGCAUAGACACUGAUCGCACUGGUAAAACUUUGGCCCUGGGUCCACGGUAAGAGGAGUGUAAAUGUGUCAAAUCCAAAUAGGUCAGUCAAGCCUUAACACACAGUGACAUGCCUCACGAUACCAAGUCAUUGUGAUGACAAGAUCACACACACACACACAAUACUGAUCCACAAAGCUGCCUCACACAGUGCAUGUGCCAAAAUACCAAACUUUUGCCUUGUGCCUGUAUUUAUGUAUUAUACAGUAAAUCUCUCUACACUGCCAAAAAAACCCUAGGAUAUUAAAAUGGCUACAGUGCCUUGACGGUCUCAGAGGAACGCUUUUAAACUGUUGAUGAAUAUAACAAAUGCAAGUAUAUUUUCUAGAGUGAUUUUUGAUUAUUACACGUGCUGUUUUUUCUUUUUUUUUUGAAGAUUGUAAAGUUUAGAAAAGGACACUAACUGUGCGUAGGUCGGAGUUAGGGUCUGUACAGAUUUAAGGCACAACUGUGUUCAUGAUUUCCCUGCCUUUUGUUUCCACGUGAAAAGUUUCUGCCAAGCCAUACACACCCUGUAUCAUACUGUAGAAAUGUGUAUAAAGUAUAAGAUAUAUGAUCCUGACAGAUAUAUAUGUAAAACAGUAUUUUUAGCUGCUGUUUUAAAUUGGAUUAAAAUAGUUUGUAUGUAUGGUGUCACAACCGUCCCUUAUCUUUUUUCCCCUCCCUUCUUUCUUUCAUGGGAGUCGGUAAAACUGUUUUCUGCCGCGAGGCCACUAAGUCUCUUAAGCUGUCACAGAAUCUCAGAGGGAGUAAAUCAACAGCCGGUGCCAGAGAUGCACA